CUGUCAUUUUCAGCACACCCGACAAUACUGUAUAUAUCACUCGGUGUUAUAUGGAUCAGAUGGCCAAUGAAGACAGUUUCCCCGAUUUGAAGACGUUCUCUCCGAUUUGCAGAGUUCGUUCUCACAGUGACACUUCUGGUUUCAGGUCUAGAAUACUGUUGAGACUGCGAGGCGCACGUUCAGUUGACGGACUGGAAAAAUGUUCUCUGGCCAGCUGUGAUGUUGUGGUGGGCAGCACCCAGAAUCCUCCACUGAAGCAGAAGGGGAAGCUCUCCACUAUAGGGAAGAUCUUCAAACCCUGGAAGUGGCGCAAGAAGAAAACCAGCGACAAGUUUCAGGACCUAUCCAUAUUUCUGGAGAGGAAAAUCUCCACGAGGCAAAGUCGAGAGGAGCUGAUAAGACGAGGAGUCCUCAUUCCUGAUCAAGGACCAGAGGACCCAGUGAACCCUGAAACUCUAAAUGGCCACGCCACGCUUAGUCUGGGGUCAGAGGAGGUCAAAGUUGACAUAGAGUCUCCUGAAACGCCUUCAGAGGGGAAGACCGAAGAGUCAGAGAAUUCUGAAGACAAAGCAGCCAAAUCCUCUCAUCCUAAGAAAACUGGAGGCACAUCCAAGACCACGGCCCAGUCCUCAUCCUCCUCAUCGUCCACACAGUGUAACACAAAGAUCUCGAAGGACAGGCCUGCCAAUCCAACCGGGACAGAGAAGACCAACAAGCGCGAGCUCCAACUAGCAACUGACCCUUCCCGCUUCUCUGGAGCCCCCAAGGCCUCCCCAGACACAGACAGCCUACCAGGUGAAAGACGGCUCACGGGUCCUGGGGAUGGGAACCAGGGGGGUAAGGAGGAUCCCUCUUCUGGCCCAGAGGGCAGGCCUGCUGCUCAGGAUAACUCCUCUCUGCCUGGGGUGGAUAAAGACAAUGCCUCAGGUGCUGGUCCUCAGGACCCUGGAGAGAAAGCACCCCUUGUCAACAGCACCACUGAGGACACUUCCUUCACUGAGUCUCAAAGUGAGAGCUCCACGGAGGAAGCCCUGGGGACUGGGAAAGAUGGAGGAGGUGACCAUGAGCAACAGUCGGGGGAUGAAGACCAUGACUUAGAGAAAAAUCGGAGGCCUACCAAUGGGAUUGGUGAGAAGCUCCACAGUGUUAACCUGGAGAGCCCAGAGGUUACAGUCAUCCCAGACAGUACUACGGAGUCUGACUACCACUCCAUAGUCAGCGACUCAGACUCAGAUGGGCCCAUCCUCUACCGAGACGAAGAAGAGGACGAGGAUGAGGAGGACGAGUAUACCACCAGCUCUCUAGCCAGUAAGAUCCGCCGCAGGGACACCCUGGCCAUCAGACUUGGCAACCGGCCCAGCAAGAGAGAGCUGGAGGAGAAGAACAUCCUGCCUCGUACCUCUGAGACCGAGAGGCAGGAACUCCGCCAGCAGAUUCACUCCAAGCUAGUGAGACGACUUAGUCAGAGGCCCAGUACUGAGGAACUGGAGCAGAGGAACAUUCUGAAACAGACAAAUGAAGCUGAUCAACAUGAAGCCAUACAAGAGAUUAAAAGGAGACUCUCCCGAAAGCUGAGUGUGAGGCCGACAGUAGCAGAGCUUGUGGCUCGGCGGAUUCUGCGCUUCAAUGAGUACGUGGAGUGCACAGAUGCUAAGGACUAUGACCGUCGCGCAGACAAACCCUGGACCAGGCUCACUCCAGCUGACAAAGCUGCUAUCCGUAAAGAACUGAAUGUUUAUAUUCCCUCAGGCUGCUAUCUGUAAAGAACUGAAUGUUUAUAUUCCCUCAGGCUGCUAUCCGUAAAGAACUGAAUGUUUAUAUUCCCUCAGGCUGCUAUCCGUAAAGAACUGAAUGUUUAUAUUCCCUCAGGCUGCUAUCCGUAAAGAACUGAAUGUUUAUAUUCCCUCAGGCUGCUAUCCGUAAAGAACUGAAUGUUUAUAUUCCCUCAGGCUGCUAUCCGUAAAGAACUGAAUGUUUAUAUUCCCUCAGGCUGCUAUCCGUAAAGAACUGAAUGUUUAUAUUCCCUCAGGCUGCUAUCUGUAAAGAACUGAAUGUUUAUAUUCCCUCAGGCUGCUAUCUGUAAAGAACGGAAUGUUUAUAUUCCCUCAGGCUGCUAUCCGUAAAGAACUGAAUGUUUAUAUUCCCUCAGGCUGCUAUCCGUAAAGAACUGAAUGUUUAUAUUCCCCAGGCUGCUAUCCGUAAAGAACUGAAUGUUUAUAUUCCCCCAGGCUGCUAUCCGUAAAGAACUGAAUGUUUAUAUUCCCCCAGGCUGCUAUCCGUAAAGAACUGAAUGUUUAUAUUCCCUCAGGCUGCUAUCCGUAAAGAACUGAAUGUUUAUAUUCCCUCAGGCUGCUAUCUGUAAAGAACUGAAUGUUUAUAUUCCCCCAGGCUGCUAUCCGUAAAGAACUGAAUGUUUAUAUUCCCCCAGGCUGCUAUCCGUAAAGAACUGAAUGUUUAUAUUCCCCCAGGCUGCUAUCCGUAAAGAACUGAAUGUUUAUAUUCCCUCAGGCUGCUAUCCGUAAAGAACUGAAUGAGUUCAAAA
Molecule: messenger RNA, 2542 nt
Organism: Oncorhynchus tshawytscha (Chinook salmon)
Lineage: Eukaryota; Metazoa; Chordata; Actinopteri; Salmoniformes; Salmonidae
Product: phosphatase and actin regulator 2
Exons: 11
Coding region: 51-1763 (570 amino acids)
Biological process (GO): actin cytoskeleton organization
Molecular function (GO): actin binding
Source: RefSeq, a predicted model, not a curated record